This is a messenger RNA of Xyrauchen texanus (razorback sucker), 2114 nucleotides long. Its product is annotated as urocortin-3-like. Bases 273 to 719 code for a protein of 148 amino acids. Gene Ontology annotation, biological process: cellular response to nutrient levels; digestion; adenylate cyclase-activating G protein-coupled receptor signaling pathway. Lineage: Eukaryota; Metazoa; Chordata; Actinopteri; Cypriniformes; Catostomidae. Gene Ontology annotation, molecular function: corticotropin-releasing hormone receptor 2 binding; hormone activity. The transcript is spliced from 2 exons. The record is from RefSeq and is a predicted model, not a curated record. Gene Ontology annotation, cellular component: extracellular region.
CAGCGUAAUUGGGCUUAUACUAAAUGGAUCCACAUCCAAUAGGCAUGCAGUCCAAGCGGAUAUUAACGCGCUCUUCAUGAGCAGCCAGGGAGAUAUAUCAAAUUCACUAAAUCUGUCUUAUGAUUCAAUGCGACAUUAAGUUGACGCUAUUAAAUUGUUGACUUGCUUGCCUUUUCAAUAACAUUUUAAAUCCAGGAUCCAAAAGUUCUGGUCGUCCUAAAAACGCAUCACUUCUGAAAACUCUCCUCAUCCAAACGGUGCUGGGCAAAACAAUGUGGCUCGCGCGAACCCUCCUCGCUCUGGCACUUCUUUGCGCACCGGUUUCAAGCCUCUGCUUAUCAACGUACGACCCCGAAUCUUACUUUCUCUGCAACAACCAGGUGUUCUCCGAGACGAACGGUAAUGGACAACCGACAAACUCCCUGCAGGACAGUGUAAACCUGCUGUAUAAGUCAGCUCACGCGCUUUCCUCUGAGGAGCCGCGCGAGAGGAGGACGGUGGUACCCGCGUCCAAAUACAGAUUAUUGAGCCAGACGCAGCUCAGGAGUAAACUCUACCGCAACAGUGCCAAUAGCGACAGACGCAAUCAGGUCACUCUUUCCCUCGAUGUUCCCACCAACAUUAUGAACAUCCUCUUCAACAUUGCCAAAGCCAAGAACCUGCGCGAGAAGGCGGAUGACAACGCGCGCCUGCUGGCGCAGAUUGGAAAGAGAAAAUGAACUGUCAUUGAUGUCACUAACUUGACUUUAGCACAUGUGUUUUGUGACCAAAGGAGGCAUGUUAUCUCUAAUUUAAUAUUGUAAUAAAUGUGUUUUUCCCCGUUGCAUAACAAUACUGCAAUUCCAAUUUUCAGUAAUAAUAGCAAUACUGAAUGUAUUGUUGGCUAACAUGAAAAUAAGUGUCUUCAACGAGUUUUCAUUUAUUAUCCACGAAAGCGCACAGUCAAAUAACGUAAGAAAACAAGCUUGUUCUUGCCAGAUUGGUUAAAAGAUGUGUCACUUUGAAAGUUCCCCCCUCUUAUUUUCAUGGAUGGAUUAAUUUACUCUAUUAAGAAGGAUAUUAUUUUUUUUUAAAUGGCUCAUUACGGCAGUGAGACUCAUGUCACAUUUGAAGAAAUUAUUAUUUUUUUGUCUAUUUCAAAGCACAAACUUCAAAGGACAUAUGAUUGGAGGAUCCAAUUGCGGAUCAGAAGGACAUGCGACAUAUUCCGCAGUUCUCUUUCAUGACUCUCUCCCCAUUCAUUAACACAUAUUUAUGGCCGAGUCUGUUAUUCUCAGAUGAAAGUUGACUUGAUUAUUACCGAAAAUCACUCCUCUUCAUUGAUUAAGAUACACGACUGGAGGGUUACAUAUGUCUGAGGACGAAAAUUUGGGUUGAUUAACGCUAUUUUUGUACUGAAAAUAAUAAUAAUAAUAAUAAUAAUUUUUGUUUGAUAAAUAAAAGCAAAUUAAAACAAAAGAUACGAAGCAUUUGAUGUGAUCACAGAUAAUUUCUUUGUAUUACACACAAGAUACACUGCACAGAUUCUGCGAUAGGCUAUCUCUGUCAAAGUCAUGUAUGAAAUAUGGGAUUAGUUUCACUAUUGUAAUGUUAAAAUUCUCUUUUUCAUAUACAAAACUCAACAAAGUAUUGGAAUAGGACAAAUAUAAAACAUUUCUAGACCUAUUAAAAAUCCAAAUUCUAUACAGUCCCUAAUAUUGUGUAGGUCCCCCUCGUGCCACCAACCCGCAUCUCAGAACAGCAUUCUGAGAUUAUAUUCCUCUCACCACAAUUGUACAGAGUGGUUAUCUGAGUUACUGUAGACUUUGUCAGUUUGAACCAGUCUGGCCAUUCUCUGUUGAACUCGCUCAUCAACAAGGCAUUUCCAUCCGUAGAACUGCCUCUCACUGGAUGUUUUUUGUUUCUGGCAUCAUUUUGAGAAAAUUCUAGAGACUGUUGUGUGUGUAAAUCCCAGGAGAUCAGCAGUUACAGAAAUUCUCAAACCAGCCCAUCUGGUAGCAACAAUCAUCCAUGUGAUUAUCUAAUCAGCCAAUCGUGUGGCUGCAGUGCAUAAAAUCAUGCAGAUAUGGGUCAGGAGCUUCAGUUAAUGUUCACAUCAACCAUCAGAAUGUGGA